AUGACCUCCCAGUCGGAGCGGUAUGCCGCUCUCGUUGAGUGGGUGCGCGAAGGUGGGGGCCACCUCCACGAUAGUGUUGAGAUUGCUCAAGUCGAUGGGAUGAGAGGUUCGUUCCGAGCCACAGGUCCCAUCACAAGGGGCGAUGUUAUCGUCACAACUCCUCUUUCGAGGACAUUGUCAUAUCUGAAUGCUAUCAGUGGUCAUUCCGCCGCACCAAAUUUCUCAAACGAGACAUUUAAGUCACCGGAGAACUCGACUUUUUUCCCCACCGAUUUUAUCAACACAGUUCCACCGCAUGUUAUUGGGCGAUUUGUUCUGAUGCAGCAGUAUCUACUGGGAACUGCAUCAAAAUGGUGGCCAUACAUCCGCACGCUUCCCCAACCAGAACAUAUCGGUGGCAUGCUACCGGCUCUUUGGCCAGAGGAAGACGUCAAUUUUCUUCAAGGGACUAAUGCAUAUGUCGCUGUUCAAGAGAUCAAGUCGACACUCAAGAAGGAGUACAAGGAUGCGAUCAAGCUUAUGCCAGAUGACAUUCGCACUACUUACACGCGACCUCUUUACCUUUGGGCAUAUGCGAUCUUCACAAGCAGGAGCUUCCGCCCCUCGCUCGUCCUACCGGAAGCCGAAUCAAUGAAUCUGCCUUGUGCCAUUGAUGACUUUUCCGUUCUACUCCCUCUUUAUGACCUAGGAAAUCAUUUGCCCACUGCGACAGCUCCCUGGACAGCUGAUCACGCUUCCCAAAUGGUUUCACUACAUUGCGGUGACGCGUACGAAAUUGGCCAGCAAGUGUUCAAUAACUAUGGCAUGAAGACCAAUGCGGAGCUUCUACUAGGAUACGGAUUCAUGCUGUCAGAAACUGAUGACUUCCAUAACGACUAUGUCCACAUCAAAACAAGAGCUGCAAGCGAUGACGAUUUCUCGUCGACGCACAUUGUUUCGUUGCGGCCAUUGAGCGAUCCAAGCUCUUUGAUCGGCAGAUCACGAAGGCUGAUCUCCAGCGAUGUUGAAGUUGUCCCAGAGUUCUCCCAUAUCCAGGAUUCGCUGGUUACUAGUUUGUAUGAUGCUAUUACUUCAGCGUCGGGCGACAGCGAGACGGAUGAUCUCUCCAUGGACGACAUGAUGGCAGGUAAUAUGCCGAAAGCCAUCCACGAGAGGAUCAUUCAAGCGCUUGGUUCCAAGCUCUCUUUUGAUCUUGAUACAUUGGACGAGGUCGAAGUGCCACGAGAUGGCCUCAAUGCCAACCAGCAACUGGCAGUGGAAUACCGCGACCAGUGCCAGAGUGUCUUUAUAAACGCGUUGCGGGCCUUGGCGAGUUCCAGUCCUUGA
Messenger RNA from Truncatella angustata, 1326 nucleotides. RefSeq lists its product as uncharacterized. NCBI's taxonomy places the organism in Eukaryota, Fungi, Ascomycota, Sordariomycetes, Amphisphaeriales, Sporocadaceae. Gene Ontology annotation, cellular component: nucleus. The transcript has 5 exons. Gene Ontology annotation, biological process: peptidyl-lysine monomethylation. Gene Ontology annotation, molecular function: protein-lysine N-methyltransferase activity. The coding region runs from base 1 to 1326 and encodes 441 amino acids. The record is from RefSeq and is a predicted model, not a curated record.